AUGUUACCAUUGAUACGUAAAGAAUCUUCAUGUGAAUUAAAUAAUUUGACACAUAGUUUUUCCAAUAAAACAGAUAGUAGUGAUGAUAUGGCUUUUUAUAAUAAAACACCUCACAGAACUGAAGAAGACAAUUUUAAGGAAAAUAAUAAUUAUAUGAAAACUUCAUAUAGUACAAAAAAGAGAGUAUAUACUCCAUGUAAUUAUGAUAAAUCCGAUAUUUAUAGUGAUAAAGAAAAAGAAGAUAAGAUAUCUUUAUACACUACACCAAAAAGAUGUAAAAGACGUAAUAUUACUAAAAAAGAAUCAUCCAAUGUGAAAUCUAGAAGUAGUAAUAGCAGAAAAAAAAAAGACUUAUGUGAUGAAUUAGUUAAUAUACGUACACCUGUGAAAAGUAAAAAUGAGUAUUUAAUUGAAAAGGAAAUAUAUGAAAGUAUUACUAAAGAUAAAUGGCUUAUGAACGAAUCCAAUAUGAAUGAAUUACCAGAAAAUAUUAAGGAUGAAUAUGUGUCCUAUUUGUGUAGUCCUUUAAAAAGAAGUGAACGUUUAAUUAAGAGUAAAAUUAAUAAAAUGCUUAAUGAAAAUAUAGAACAAAUAAAACAAGAACAAAUGGCUUCAAAUAGUGAUACAUAUAAAAAUAGUUGUUCCAAUAGCGAUAUAUUAAAUAAUGAUGAUAAUUCAGUAGCUCAUUGUGAUUUUAUUCCUGAAGAAGAGGAAAAAUGUUGGGAUGAAUUUUACACACAAAGUAUUGACAAAACUAGACCAUUUACUGGUAUUACAACAGAACUAGCUGUUGAUAUAAUCACAGAAAUGUUAAGAUCAAAAAUAAAAAAAAUUAAAAUUAAAAAUAAAGAAUUUUUCUCACCAAUUAGUGAAAAUGAUACUAUCAUGGAAAUCGGACAUGGAAAUCAUCCUUUGGCUGUUCAAAUGUUUGAAAAAUGGGGAACAGUUGGUAGGUAUGUUGGUAUAGAAUUUAGUGGAGAAGCUAGUAAAGAAGCUCUUAAAUGUGAUAAAUUAAAAAAUCUAUAUCUUAUGAGAAAAGUAGAAUUUAUUAAGAUACUAAGCAUGAAAUAUUAUAAAGAUAAUUAUUUAAAUGGUGUAGUUGCUGAAUCAAAUAUUUCUCCAGUGAAUACUAAAACAGAUUUUAUUGAAUUAUAUACUUUCAAAUAUAUUUUUGCAAAAAGUACAUUAGAUUAUAUAACAUGCAGAAUGGAUGAUAUUGGAAAUAGCUGUGAUUGGGAAGAAGAUUUGCAAAUUUCACCAACAGUUGUUGAUAUGUUUAAUAGUUUAGCAGAUUCCUUGCAAAAUUGUAAAAAGGCUAAAAAUAAUUCUUAUAUAAUUUUUGUUGAACCAAGUAAUUCUUCCAAAUUCAGAGAUCAUAUUUUAACCAUAUUCAAAGUUAUCUAUACAGCUACAUUCAAAUAUGGAAGUUCUGCUAAGUAUUUGAGGUUAUAUAAAUUAUUAAACCAUAAUAAGGCAUGUGGUUACAUGCUUGAAAAAAGAAAUGAAGUAUAUGAAAGUUUUGAAGAAAUGAGACAUGAAUUUUUAAAACUAAUUUUGAAAUCGUCCAUUACAAAAAAUAUUGACGAAGUAGAUUGGUUUUUACCUACACAAGUACCAAAAAGAUGGUUAAGUAGGAAUCCAGCAGAUAUAGAAUAUUUGGUCAAGUUGGAUAGAACUCACUUUUAA
Messenger RNA from Plasmodium gaboni, 1686 nucleotides. RefSeq lists its product as hypothetical. Bases 1 to 1686 code for a protein of 561 amino acids. The transcript has a single exon. The record is from RefSeq and is a predicted model, not a curated record. Lineage: Eukaryota; Apicomplexa; Aconoidasida; Haemosporida; Plasmodiidae.